UAUACGACCAAGCGUUGAGUUCACAGUACUUAUUCGAGUGAUCCUAGUUCAAGAAUUAUAAUCAAUUGUUAGAAUUUUGUGCAUAUCUUAUAUUAAAUUUGCUGUUCUUUAUUAAUCGUGAGUUUUUGUACGUUUUUUUGAAGUUUAUGGUCAGAAUUCCUUUGACAAUGUUGAAACUCAAGUAUUUUGUACUUGUAGUUUUAUGCUUGUCGUUUGCACCGAUUCAUGAGCGUUUUGUAGCUGGUGAUGCAGGUCAAGUUGAUAUUGAAAUCCCUACAGUUGAUGAUAAUGUCGGUGUUAGUAAAGAAGGAGCUACUACAGAUACAAAUGCUGCUCAAAACGAAGAGGAAAGGAUAAAGUUAGAUGGAUUAAAUGCUGCUCAAUUACGAGAACUGAAUGAACAUGCUGAAAAAUUCACAUUCCAAGCUGAAGUUAAUCGGAUGAUGAAACUCAUCAUCAAUUCACUAUAUAGAAAUAAAGAUAUUUUCUUACGAGAACUCAUAUCAAAUGCUUCUGAUGCUUUGGAUAAGAUAAGAUUAUUAUCAUUGACAGAUCCUAGUCUCUUAGACUCAACAAAUGAAAUGUCUAUUAGAAUUAAGGUGAACAAAGAAUCACGUAUGUUGCAUAUUACAGACACUGGUAUUGGUAUGACACGUGAAGAUUUAGUGAAAAAUUUGGGUACCAUCGCUAAGUCCGGUACUGCAGAAUUCUUAAGUAAUCUUAACACUGCUGAAGGUCAAGACAAAAACUUAAAUGAUAUGAUUGGACAGUUUGGUGUUGGAUUUUAUUCUGCUUUCCUUGUUGCUGAAAAAGUUUUAGUGACUACUAAGCAUAAUGAUGAUAAGCAAUACAUUUGGGAAUCGGAUGCUAAUAGUUUUUCAAUUGUUGAAGAUCCUAGAGGACCAACACUCAAAAGAGGAACUCAAGUUAGUUUGCAAUUGAAACAAGAAGCCUUGGAUAAUUUAGAAUUAGACACAUUAAAACACUUGGUAAGAAGAUAUUCUCAAUUCAUCAAUUUUCCUAUUUAUUUGUGGUCAAGCAAAACUGAGACUACUGAAGAACCAAUUGAAGAAGAUGAAGAAAAAGAAACACCUGAAAAAGAAUCUAAAUCAGAAGAAGAUACUACUGAUGAUGAUGGUGAUACUGCUGUUGAAGAAGAUAAAGAAGAAGAGUCAAAACCAAAAACUAAAAAAGUUGAAAAAACUGUUUGGGAUUGGGAAAUACUUAAUGACCAUAAGCCAUUAUGGACACGUAAACCAAAUGAUGUCGAAGAAAAAGAGUAUCAAGAAUUUUACAAAGCAUUAUCAAAAGAUCAUAAUAAUCCAUUGGCUUAUACUCAUUUUGAUGCUGAAGGAGAAGUGUCUUUCAAGUCUUUGUUGUAUGUUCCUACUUCUCAAUUACCAGAUGCAUUCAACAGAUAUGGCACAUCUACUGAUAAUAUUAAACUUUACGUCAGAAGAGUAUUCAUUACAGAUGAAUUUAGUGAUUUUUUACCUAAGUAUCUUAAUUUUAUUAAAGGUAUUGUAGAUUCAGAUGAUUUACCUUUAAAUGUUUCCCGUGAAGUUCUCCAACAGCAUAAAUUACUUAAAAUUAUCAGAAAGAAAUUGGUACGAAAAGCUUUGGAUAUGCUUAAAAAAUUAGAUGAAGAAACUUAUAAAAAGUUUUGGGCUGAAUAUUCUACUAAUAUUAAGUUGGGUAUAAUUGAAGAUCCAUCUAAUAGAGCCCGUCUUGCAAAAUUAGUACGUUUCCAAUCAUCUUUAGAAGAGACUCCUACUUCAUUAGCUGAAUAUGUGAAACGUAUGAAAGAAAAACAAGAUCACAUUUAUUAUAUUGCUGGCUCUAGUAGAGCUGAACUUGAAAAAUCUCCCUUUGUUGAGGGUAUAAUUCGCAAGGGUUAUGAGGUAUUAUAUCUUGUUGACGCCGUAGAUGAGUACACAUUUAACGCUAUACCAGAAUUUGAAGGUAAAAAAUUCCAAAAUGUAGCUAAAGAAGGUGUUUCUCUAUCAGAAGACAAAGCUAAGGCUGAAGAAAUUAAUAAACAGUUUGAACCACUUAUUAAAUGGCUUGGUGAUAUUGCUUUAAAAGAACAGAUUUCAAAAGCAGUUGUAUCAGAUCGGUUGGCAGAUUCGCCAUGUGCACUGGUCGCAGGAAUGUUUGGUUGGACUGGAAAUAUGGAAAGAUUAGCUUUAUCCAAUGCUCAUCAAAAAUCUGAUGAUCCUCAAAGAGAGUUCUAUUUAAAACAAAAGAAAUCCCUAGAAAUUAAUCCCCGCCAUCCUCUUAUUAAAGAUUUAUUGAGAAGAGUUCAAGAUGAUGCUGAAGACCAAAAAGCUAAAGAAAUUGCUCUCUUAUUAUUUAGAACAGCUACCUUGAGAUCAGGAUUUAUGCUUCAAGAUUCAGCAGAUUUCGCUGAGAGUGUUGAAACGCUUAUGAAACAAUCAUUGGGCAUUCCUCUUGAUGAAAAAGUUAGUUAUGAAGAUGAAGAACCAAUGUCAGAUCAACAAACUGAAGAAGAAGAAGAAGAAGAAGAAGAAGAGGGAGAAGAGAAAGAAGAAACCCCAGAGCAUGAAGAAUUGUAAGAAGGAUAUUAAAUAUAUUAUAUAAUAAAUGGUAGACUGUAUCAGUUUAUCAUAUUUAUAAGUCUGAAUAUUUAAUUAUCAGCAUGUUAUUUAUUAUUUCCAAGAAACUACUAACUUAUUGUUUGUAUUUUAUAUGGUUUCGUGCUAUUGAAAAAGCUUAUUUUUUAUAUCCUAAAUUAUAAAAAAUGUACAGACAUCUCAAUAGAUUUAAAUUAUAAUCAUUAUAGUAAGAAAAAUUUAGUAGUAUUUUGUACAAAUGAUUAUCAAUAAAUGAUUAAAUAUAUUUAUUUGUUUAUUA
Daktulosphaira vitifoliae (grape phylloxera) is the source of this 2874-nucleotide messenger RNA. RefSeq names its product endoplasmin (gene Gp93). Gene Ontology annotation, biological process: protein folding. Gene Ontology annotation, molecular function: ATP binding; ATP hydrolysis activity; ATP-dependent protein folding chaperone. Bases 147 to 2576 code for a protein of 809 amino acids. Lineage: Eukaryota; Metazoa; Arthropoda; Insecta; Hemiptera; Phylloxeridae. The transcript is spliced from 9 exons. The record is from RefSeq and is a predicted model, not a curated record.